AACUUUAGUUCAACAGUAAAAUUCUUGUAUUUUGAAAGUUUUUUCUUUCAAAAAAUGAGUCAUAUUUUUAAAAUUGUCGUGGUAUUGACUUUGCUUGAGUAUCACGUGUUCCAAAGUGAGGCGGCUCCUUCAAAUACGGGUGCCCGGCAAUUGACGGUUGUAAAGCCAACCUUCAUAUCCACAGCGCAAUUUGUUGACCGUUGUGCGGUCUCAAAAAUGUUCACGCGUUCAAAUAUGCAAUCUCAAUUUGCUCGUGCACGUAUUAGCUCAAUGAACUUGCUAUCGCUUAAGGUCAAAUCAAUGUUACCCAAAACGUUGCACGGACAAACAUUCAAUCAAAACGCUCGCCGAACACCACGGGGAAAAGAAGUUAUCGAUGCAGUCAAAAAAAAUGAUUUAGUCGGUUUGUCAAAGCUCAUUGCCGGUCAUGUUGAUGUAAACGAAAGAGAUAAUGGCGGGAUGACAGCGCUGCAUUGGGCGGCCGAACAUGGUCAUAUUGAAGCUGCAAAGAUGCUCAUUGAAAACAAUGCCGAAAUUGAUGCAAGAGAUAAUUAUUUCAACACACCCCUGCAUAUAGCUGCUAGUUGCGAUUCUUUGAAGAUGAUGAAAUUUCUUGUUGAUCGAGGUGCUUACAUCUAUGCGCCUAAUUUGAUGAAAGCAUGCCCACUAAAACUAUGCACUAUAAGCAUCGAAAAUGUCCAUUCAAGUUUAAUGAAAGCAGCGGAGAAAGGCGAUAAGCUGUUUCACGCAGUUGAAUUAGGUGACUUGAAUUUAGUACAGCAGCUCAUUGGCCAAGGAGUGAAUAUUAAUUUUGAAAACCAGUAUGGAGAAACGGCGCUCACAUUGGCUAUUUUAAGCGGUCAUAAAGAAAUCGCUGACUGGCUUGUUAACAAUGGUGCUGAUGUAAAUCUCGAAUCUUGCGAUGGCACGACUCCAAUUGAUCUCGCUAAAAAUAUCGGUAUGUCACUUCCUCUUUCCAAAACGCCCAAUUGGAUAUCAAUAAUAACAUCUGCGCGGAAUACAAUUAACAAAUGGCUUGUUAACAAUCCGGCAAAGGAAAAAAUUAAAGCGGCACAAAAACAAAAUGGGCACGAUUUAACUUGGAUUGCCUAUCAUCGCCUUAACGAUAUUAUCUCGUUUCUGAACUAUUUGCGUGCAAAAUAUCCAAAACUUUGUUCGCUCCACACCAUUGGUGAAUCGUACGAAGGACGGCCGCUCAAAGUAUUGAAAAUAUCGAAUGACAACAAAAAUAAUAAAGCAGUUUGGAUUGAUGGUGGCAUUCAUGCUCGUGAAUGGAUUAGCACAUCUGCAGUUACUUACAUUGCGAAUGAAUUGCUUAAAAAUUGGAAUAAACCACAUAUUCACAAUAUAAAUUGGUAUAUAUUGGCCGUUCACAAUCCAGACGGUUACGAGUAUUCGCACGAAAUUGACCGGCUUUGGCGAAAGAAUCGUGCACCGAUUGAUCAGUGCGAUGCCAUUGGGAUCGAUUUGAAUCGAAACUUUGAUUUUGAAUGGGGCAAAGGUGAUAGAGUUCGCAAUCCAAACGACGAUACAUACGGUGGAACACAGGCUUUCUCUCAGCCUGAAACAUUGGCCGUCAAAAAGUUCAUAUUUGAAACAUCUAAAGACAAAUUCAACGCAUUCAUCAGUUUCCACAAUUAUGGUCAAUACGUAAUGUACCCUUCUGACGAUGAUAAAGAUGUAAAACGUGUUGGGAAGGAGGGCGCGAAGCGCAUGAAAGCGGUAGACAAUCGAAAUUAUAAAGUUGGAACAGGACAGUCGAUGUUUAAUGCUUUACCGACGGGAGUCGCUAGUGAAUGGGCCAAGAGUAUUGGCAUUAAAUACAGCUAUACAAUUGAAUUGCGUGACACAGGACGUUAUGGAUUCCUUUUGCCACCAAAUUUUAUCGAAAAAACAGUAAAAGAAGCAAAAGCAUUUAUUUGGACCGUUUCGGAAACCAUUUUUAAUGAAUUCAAAUGAAUUUUAAUCAUUACAUGAAUUUUCAAAUUUUUAAGUGGACAUAAAAUAUCAGUCGAUGAUCUUCUGCCAUUUUGUGGGUAUCAUCACAGAGACCGAAACAAAUGAUAUUUUGAAAGUCAAAGAAAAAACAAAACCAUUAAAGAUUGAUAAAAUUACAGAUAUAUGAAUCGAUCACCAAUCAGAGCGACACGUUUGAGAACUAAAAAACUUGAAUUAAAAAGAUUUUUUCCAUGAAUCCGUCUGAUUAAUUUUUUCUUGCAAUAAAACAAGAAAAACAAGUCAU
This is a messenger RNA of Contarinia nasturtii (swede midge), 2263 nucleotides long. Its product is annotated as mast cell carboxypeptidase A-like. NCBI's taxonomy places the organism in Eukaryota, Metazoa, Arthropoda, Insecta, Diptera, Cecidomyiidae. Gene Ontology annotation, biological process: proteolysis. The coding region runs from base 55 to 1980 and encodes 641 amino acids. The record is from RefSeq and is a predicted model, not a curated record. The transcript has 15 exons. Gene Ontology annotation, molecular function: metallocarboxypeptidase activity; protein binding; zinc ion binding.